Dibothriocephalus latus is the source of this 513-nucleotide messenger RNA. Lineage: Eukaryota; Metazoa; Platyhelminthes; Cestoda; Diphyllobothriidea; Diphyllobothriidae. The record is from the annotation of a GenBank genome assembly.
AUGGGCAUACCACAUCAGCUUCCGUAUAUCAUCGACGGAGACGUAAAGCUCGCACAGUCAAGCGUAAUUCUGCGUUACCUGGGUGAGAAACAUGGUCUUGGAGGCAAGGGUGCAAAGGAGCAAGCUGAAAUCGCCAUGGCUGAGGCCGCGAUCAAAGACCUGCGAACUGCAUUUGGAUGCAUUGCUUACAGCCCUAACUACGAAAAAGAACGACCAGAGUUUAUGCCUAAAUAUGAAAAGGGAAUUGAGGAUAUUGCAAAUUAUCUUGGCAAUAAGAAGUGGCUAAUGGGUCACAGCAUCACGUACGUGGACUUUUUACUCUACGAGAACCUCUGCGUUUUUCAAAUUUUCGAGCCGUCUACCUUUAAGAAGCACCCUAAUCUCAAGCAGUAUGUCGAACGUUUUGAGGCACUGUCUAAAAUUAAGGCAUAUUUGGCUUCGAAACGGUUUAUCAGUUGGCCUCUUAACGGAUGGUCUGCAAGCUUCGGUGGUGGUGAUGCCCCUCCAAAGUAA